Parathielavia appendiculata is the source of this 5780-nucleotide messenger RNA. RefSeq lists its product as uncharacterized. The coding region runs from base 358 to 5472 and encodes 1704 amino acids. The transcript is spliced from 2 exons. NCBI's taxonomy places the organism in Eukaryota, Fungi, Ascomycota, Sordariomycetes, Sordariales, Chaetomiaceae. The record is from RefSeq and is a predicted model, not a curated record.
AAUCCCACGUAUGGCCCUAUUGACUGGCGUUCAACCCAGAUACACGGUUGGCAGACACCCUUGACCUAACAUGACUUACCCAAGGCAGCUUAGCGUCGCGGAAAUCAGGGCCCAGUUUCGAACCUCAUGCACGAAUCAAGACAGCCGGGGUCCUCUGUCUCGCUGUGCCGCGUCGUGUCAACCUCCCAUUCAUUUGCCCAACACAGUUUUCUUUACCCAUCUCGAAGCGAUUCCUAUCCUACUAUUUUCCGUUUCACUUGGCUACUUGAGGAACUUUCGAUUAUUCUGGCCCAUUCCUUAUGAACCGCCCAACGAGGUAGCCACAACACGCCCGGGCCGGCCGAAUAUUCUGCAAGGAUGUUUGGCUCCCGAAGACAUCGCCCACCGAAUCCACCACUUACCGCGGCGACCGCGGAUCCGAAUGCUGCUACCGCUGCGGCUGCCGUCUUCAAGCGCCAUGAACCGAAUUCUUCCUUGUCGGCUGCCGCCGCCGCCGCCGCCCUGCGCGCGAGACCGACGACACCAACCCGCGUAGCCGAUGUCCAGACGAAGCGGACAUUGCGCCGGAGCGCAUCUGUCGCGUCGGCAAGCACUGCCUCGGACUAUGUCCACGACAGGCCACGCCUGCACAGGCGCGGCAGUAGCAGCUCGAUGACCGAGCGAACGUUCCGUACACCCAGCCCUCACCGGCCCAGCAGCAGCGGCUUUGGCCAGCGCCGAGCUCAGCCUGUCCGGGACGAUAUGCCUCCGGUCCCAGCACUGCCAAGAAAAAACAUGGACGCGGCGUCUAGGCAAGGGGUUGCUCAGCAGGAGAAUCGCCAUCGGAAGGCAAGCAGUCUGGGAGUGGGCAGCACCCCUGUACGCGUUGCAUCCCAGAAACUGGCGUCCGGGGAGGCGCCGUCCUGGUUUGGCGCGGCGAAGUUGGGAGACCUUGGGAACGUUCGUAGAACUGAUCCAGCCAUGGCGAGUCCCCCGUCAAGCCCGCUGCAGGUAUUCACAGGGGAUGAGGAGCUACCUGAAGCAGCUAGGCCGGGCAGUCAAGCCUCAUCCAUCAAUUUCUCCUACCCGAUACGGACAAGGCGAGGCUCCUCAACCGCCGUCUCGACGGCUGAUGAGUACGACGCGACUCAGAUGCCCGCCCACACAGGCCAGGUGCAUCCACAUGUUCAAGACCAGGAGGAGCCAGCAAGAGCAGCACAGUUCAGGAAUCAGCCAAGAGUGCAGUCGAUUUCACCAUCCGCAGGCAAACCGCCUGCUUCUACCCUUUCAGACCAAUCCUUGGUUUAUGAUCCCAACUCGAGGAGGAUGGUGCCACGAGCAAAUCUGCUAGUUGCCCAGCAGGCGGUCAUUGACGCCACGCAAGCAGCAAUGCGCCGCAAGAAGAAGAAAAGGCUCCCCCAGAGGGCCGGAUCGCAUCUGGCGGCGGGUACAAUGGGUCGCGCCAGGAUCGCAAUCCCCAGUUCCGCACCGGCAGCGAAGAUCGCACCACAUGGCGGAGCAGCACAGGCUCAGCUAUCGCGACAAGCUCAGACAACGCCGCACAAGGAGCCGGCGCCGGCCAAAGAGGCGCUAGUGCGUGCUGAAGAGCCUGCAGUCGAAGAGGCCACUACUUCACCGACAGUAGACGCAAACAGAUCUGAGCAGCAACACCCUCAGCAAGCCACAGAGCUUCCCCGAAACAUCGCUCCGGCGGUAUCGAACGCGGCGCAGUUCGUGGUAAGAAGACAGCCGUCUGUGGUUCGGGAAGAGCCAGAACCAGAGGACUCUGGAAACGAGAGGCCGACACAAAAACUCCCCUCUGCCUUGGACGCAGUUCCCGGCCGGCGGACAAUGCAAGUCGGGGCUGGGCUCGAGGCCCAUUCACCCCCAUCGACAACCAUGCCGCCAAACGGUCUCUUGGAGAACCUUGCUGUGAUUGGAGUCGACCAGAAACCCAAGACCGGCUCAGUCCAUGUCUCGGAGGACGGGAAGCCACAGCCCGGUGCUACAGAACAUGGGUGGGACGCGCGUGUUUUGCGGGACCGAACUCAUUCGAACAGUCCUGCCCGGCAAGCGCAUUUCGGCCCUGUUCAGGAUAAUUUGACUGUCAAGCACUCCCCGCCGCCUCGGUCAAUAUCCCCGCGAAAGUCAGCCAUGAAACACACGAGCUCGCCCCGUGCUGCGUCGCCCUCCGACGACACGUCCGAAGCUUCGGGGAAUGCCAGCCAGGAGCCCCUUAUAGCGCGCAGAAAGUCUGUACGCGUUAGUUUCGAUGAAUGCGCCCUCGGAGCGGCGGCCGACUCGGUCUCUGCAAGCGGAAACAACGCGCGCCCGGCCUCCAGUCCUUUGCACGGCAACCGCCAGAACUGGCUCGCCAACGUCAGCCGUAACCAGGACUUGUCAUCAUUUGACGAUGAUGCCGUGAUGAAGCCGCGGCCGGCUCUGCCUAGUUUCGGCAGCGUGAGGGAUAGGAAGCCUCGGGAUAUCAGUCCCGACCUUUCCGAGAGGCCAUUGGUUCGGCCCAAGGGCGAGACGCGAUACCCGCCGGCAUUGCUCCCCAAUCCUCCGUUGGGCUCGAGCAACGACCAUGCUCUUGGCGCUGUUUUGUCGAAAGAACAGGCGAGACCCACGGAAGGAAACGUGCAUGCGGAAGGGACGCCGAGGAAUAGGGAGCCAUUGCCUCCAGUAGUGACCAGUGUUGAAGGCACCGGUUACUUCACUGAUACCUCAGACAACAGCUCCGUUUUCAGUUCCGAGUUCGAGCAGCCCGAGGCUUUGAGUCCCAAACCAGCACCAGAACCGCGUUCAAGGCCAAUCGUGGAACCACAAAGCGAGGUGCACAAAACGCCUGUCAAUGGUUUGGCGGGCCAUUCCAUCCGCGAUAUCGUCCCUGUUAAGGUCACCAUGGAACCCAAGCCGUCUAUGGAGCCACAGGUCCCCGCCAUCUCCGUUUCCCAGCAGACACCUCCAACCGCGGAGGACAAGUCACCCACGCAUUCCUAUAUGGAUGUGCCCGGCCGGUUUCCAGAGGACGAAUCAGAUCAGUCUGCCGCGUCGGCUGCGGAUACAAUUCCACAGGUCAGAAUCCUUAAUACAUCAGCUGAAGUCUCGCAACAGGGCAACCCGCCGUCUGCGGCUGAAACCAGCCAGCCUACUGUCGUGGGUGACUUUAGCGAUUCUGAGAGCGAGGUCUACAGCGAUGCCUACGAAGACCUCUCGGAAAUUGAAGGAGACGGCUUUCAGUCGCUUAACGCUGUGGUCGAGAGCCCGCUACAGAAAAGCCCCCGACUGUCUUCCCAAGCUGGGCCGGCCGCCUGCAGGGACGCUGCGCGCCACAAGUCUCCUGGGGAACUUCCUAAGUUUCAGACUCAGUUGUCAUCCGCCACGACCGCCGUCGAGACGCAGCCUGCAGGAAGCCCUGAGGACGAUUGGGAGAGAGCAAAGGCCUGGUGGCGGAGCUUGACGUCGGAGAAGCGAGCGGAGCUGGAGAGGGAGGCAAUAGAAGAGGCGGUCGUAAAGGCAGACAGGAACGAACCACCGCCUGAAGCGGAAGUCAACAAGAAAAAGACGGUCGAACGAAGUGUUUCUGAAACCAGAGUGCUGGCCGCCCACAUGGCGCAGCGCACAUCGGCAAAACAAGAGCAGGAGAGAGCAGCAAAUCCGCACCGCAGCUGCAUGGUCAAGCCCGGCGAACAGUGGACUAGGAAGAACAAAAGGGAUAUCCCGCCAAUGCGGAAGACGAUGCGCGGCGAGCCACAGCACCACGUCAGGGUCAAAUCCCCCGAGGGGUCGCUUUUACGCAAGUCAAUGCGGCCGAGCGGCCCCUCAGGUCCUAGCAGCGAUGCUCCCGUACGUCCUGGAGAUCAAGCAACAUCCAAGCGUCCAGUGCCGUCCCCUCUGGUUGCCGCUGUUCCGGCAAGGCCAAAACACGGUCGGUCAGCCACACAAGUGGAGGCCAUCUCUCAUUGGGAUGACUCUCUCCGUCCUUCCAUGGCGAGGCGGGGUUCUUCGGGAAGUGAAAGCAGCUUCAAGCGUUCCCGAACUGCCAGAGACCAAGGCGUCGGGUUCCGCAGCUCAAUGAGGCCAACUUCUCCCCCAUCCGUCCAUGGCGAUGCACGCUAUUCCAGAAGGUUCUCACUAAGGGCGCUCUCCCCAACCGGCCCCGAGCCCAGGCAGACUGCUGAUCAUUCUUUGGCCGGCAUUUCUGAGAACACCCACAUGCGCACAACCUUGCGCGAUCAAUUCGCAGCAAGGAAGAGUUCCGGCGGCAUACGCAUUCCAAGCUUCAAUCUCUCGUACGGCGGGGGAAAGAAGCACGGCUCAAAGACGUCUGAAAACAAAGGUCCUGGCUCUCGCUUCUCCAGCCGGUUCGCCGACUCGAGUGAUGAAGAAGGCCCUGGGCCUUUGUCUAGCUUCCGCAGCCGCUUUGAAGACUCGAGCGACGAUGAGCCCGUGAUGCCGGUUCCUGCCCCACUUUCGAUCCCAGCAUCGACGUCUACCUCGUAUGCGGCCACCGGCGGCGUAGGAGGACACCAUUUGAGAAAGGAAAGCUCCAUCGCGAGCACCGCCCUGCCUGAGGAACUAGAAGAUUCCGAAGAGACCCAGGAGCACGGAGAAGCGGCGGCGGCAGAAACCAGAAGCGGGCUGCCUGCCUUCGUGGCGACGGUAGAUACCAGUCUCCGAAGCACACGGUCCGGUAUGGGCCAGUUCCCGGACUCGCAGACCGCGCCGCUGUCGGUCUCCGGGGCUGCUGACAGCAGCAACAAGACUGACAACAACAAGAAGAUACGCGCCCCGAGACGGAACAGCAUCAUGUCGAUGCUGCGCCACCGGAAAAAGGAUAGUUCUGCCGGAAAGAUUGGCCGCCCGGAGAUCCGCGAGAGUGCCGCGCGCCAAGAUACCCGGCUCGAGCGGAGCGUCGGCCAACUCGAGCAGAUCAGGAGUCAGGGCAGCGGUGAAGAAGGGGACGUUGCGGACGAGGCGGUGCCGUCGCCGUCACCGUCACCGUCGCCGAAAAGCCCGCGCCUGCAAAAGCGGGGGGGUAACAAGAGGGGCAGCAGCUCGGGGGUUGCAGCGAUGUCGAAGACGACGACGGCGGCGGCGACGCCCGAAUCCGGAAUGGGCAUGCCCGCUCCCACUCCCACGGUUGGUGCUGCCCCACCACGAGGCCAUGAUAAUGACGUCCUCGUGGGCGGCAAUAACAGAGAAGAAGACGACAAGUUCAAGGAGGACGCCUCUAAUCCGGCGGCGGCGCAGCUCAGGCGGUCGAGCACGUCAGGGAAUCUGGGCACUAGGACGCUCAGUGGCGCGUUCUUGCAGCUGCAUUCCCACCACCUCCACCACCACCACCGUAGGGCGCCGUCCAUUUCCGGCUUGGAGGCGGCGCCGGCGAGCGUGGAGGGGUCGGUGGCGGGUAGUAUGGAGGUUUCCUCGUCGACGACGAGGAAGAAACGGUUUGGGACGCUGAGGAGAAUGUUCGGAAUUAGUGAUUAGAGGAAAUAAUGGGAUGAUGGAGUGGUUGGCGGUCUUUUGUGGGUGAGCUAGGGAUAAUAAGUGGUAUUGGGGUACCAUGAGGAAAACUUACACGAGGAAGGAUGGGGUCCGAAGAUGGGAUUUGGGGCAUUCGGAAUGGAGCAACCGAAAAUUCAGAGCAAGCAAGCGGUCGUUUAGCGCGCAUAUACCCGGAGCUGGAGCAUAAAGUUUGGAUUUGGGAUUGUCGUUUGAAAUUGGUUUUGGGAUGGAUGUAUGCUAGCUACAAAGAGCCAUGUUAAAUGAAUCGUACAACACUGGUGGUGAAACCG